AUGUCCAACAUGGCCUCACAUGUCGGCAAACAAGCACCUAUUGCCAUCAUCGGAGCUGGACCAGGAGGUCUCACACUAGCACGUUUGCUCCACAUCAAUGACAUAAACUUCAUCGUGUACGAGCGAGAUGCUGACCCUAAACCCCGAUUCAUCAACCAAGGUGGCACUCUGGAUAUCCAUGCCUCAUCAGGCCAACUUGCAGUCAAGGAAGGGGGACUCUUUGACAAGUUCAAGAGCAUUGCCCGCUGGGAAGGGUCCAGAGUUUGCAUGCAGAAUCCAUCGGGCACUGUCAAAUCCGUGUUUGGAGAGGACCGCGAUGCGCCUGAGAUCGAUCGUCUACAUCUUCGCAAGAUGCUGCUCGAUUCUAUUCCAAAUGACAAGAUCAUGUGGGGACAUGGAAUCAGAAGUGUCACUAAGGGUACUACUCCUACCGAUAACGUUGUUUUCUUUGAGAAUGGUAGCUCCUCUUCAGGCUUUCGUCUCAUUAUUGGUUGUGAUGGAGCAUGGAGCAAGGUUCGAUCUCUUGUCACGUCGACGAAGCCUGAAUACUCUGGUAAAGUCUUUAUCGAGGGAAGCAUAUCUCACGAUAAUCCUACUUACAAAACUGCUGUCAAAGACGCCGGACCUGGAACAAUGUUAGCAACGGGGCAGCAAAAGAUGCUGGCAGUCCAGCAGCUAGCUGAUAAUUCCUAUCGCUUUUAUAUCGGAAUGGAUACCCCAGAAGGUGAAUAUCAGAAACACAUGACUGCCACUGAUACCGACAACAUACGCAGCAAGUUUCUAUCAUCAUACGACUUCUUUGAAAAUUGGACCCCAGAGCUCAAGGACUAUCUUAGUCACGCCGAAGGGCCGUUUCACGCGUGGCCUUUGUAUCGAUUGCCGGUUUCCUCCCUGACGUGGCAGCGUAUUCCAGGUAUCACACUUUUGGGAGACGCCGCUCAUCUUUCUGCUCCUCUUGUUGGCGAGGGCGUAAACAUGGCAAUGUUUGAUGCGUUGAUGUUAUCAAAAGCCAUCGUCAAAUGCAAGAAUAGAGCUGAGCUUGGAGAGUCUGAAGAGAUUCAACUAGAAAACGCUCUGGAGAAAUACGAGAUGGAAAUGUUGGAGCGUGGUCGGCAUCAUAUUUCGCGGUGCACCGCCCGUGAAAGGGAAUUCUUUUCUGAGAAUGCAGCUGAAGACUUUAUCGACAUGGUCAACAGCGUGAUAGACCGAGGCAAAAACGAGACAACACAUCACAGUUGA
Molecule: messenger RNA, 1239 nt
Organism: Fusarium venenatum
Lineage: Eukaryota; Fungi; Ascomycota; Sordariomycetes; Hypocreales; Nectriaceae
Molecular function (GO): FAD binding
Source: RefSeq, a predicted model, not a curated record